Haemonchus placei is the source of this 420-nucleotide messenger RNA. The record is from the annotation of a GenBank genome assembly. Lineage: Eukaryota; Metazoa; Nematoda; Chromadorea; Rhabditida; Trichostrongylidae.
GAUAUGAAAUCGCUGCAAGUACAGUUGCAAAGGGAACGAGCCUUACGUGAAAAUGCAGAACGUGAGCUGCACCAAUUAAAAGGAUAUGCGUCGGAUUUGACUAGAAAUCUACAAUACUCAUAUUGGGUGAUCUCCCAGUUGCAGCAGGCGAUAAGGUUAAAUAAUUUAAAUCAAGCACAAACCGUGGAAGCCUCGGAACUGCAAGAGAAAGUAGAUCGAUUGCAACAAGAAAACGAUUUGCUGAGAAAAGCUUUGCAGACAAGCGAGGUAAAAGUUGAAUGCAAAAGUGAAGAGAAGUUGACGGAUGGUGGUUUCGAUGUUAAUGAAAUAUAUGGAACGAAGAAUGAGUUAUUGUUGAUGGCCCUCAAUUAUGAUAUGACCAGUAGACCGAAGGAGUCGACUACUACUACUAGUUCAUGA